This is a messenger RNA of Elaeis guineensis (African oil palm), 3444 nucleotides long. Its product is annotated as pentatricopeptide repeat-containing protein At3g26782, mitochondrial-like. Gene Ontology annotation, molecular function: protein binding; zinc ion binding; RNA binding. NCBI's taxonomy places the organism in Eukaryota, Viridiplantae, Streptophyta, Magnoliopsida, Arecales, Arecaceae. The record is from RefSeq and is a predicted model, not a curated record. Gene Ontology annotation, biological process: RNA modification.
UCGUGAUAAUUUUACCUCAACAUACUCCAAAGUCGGCCGCUCCCCGUCGCCCCGACCACCGCUCCCGACGACCAACUUUACUAUGACCCUCCGGAACGCCAUCGCCUCCCGGCGCGCCCUCCACUCCGUCCACCCCAUCCCAAACGAGCCACCGCUGGUGGCGGCUUCGGCGCCGCUCCUGUGGUGGCGGGGGCCCCGGUCCUCCGCCUCCCUCCUCAAUACCUGCACUUCCCUCUGUGCCCUGAAACUCCUCCACGCCUCUGUCCUUCGCCGCCACCCCGACGACCUCUUCCUCUCCGCCACCCUCGCCUCCCGCUACGCUUUCCUUGGCUUCUCCCGCCACGCCCUCUCCGUCCUCUCUUCCGCCCCCCCUCCCCCUCCCUGCGCCAGCGACCCCUUUCUCUGGAACAUUCUCCUCCGCGCCUUCGCCGAUGCCGGCGCCGCCGAACGCACCCUCGCCGUCUACCACCGGAUGCGCGACCCGGGCGGCGGCGGUGGUGCCCGCCCCGACCGCUUCACCUUUCCCCCCGUCCUCAAGGCCUGCGGCCACCUCCGCAAUCUGGAGGCCGGGGCUGAGGUCCAUCGCGACGCCGUUGAGCUCGGAUACCAUUAUGAUGUCUUUGUUGGGAACUCUCUCAUUGCCAUGUAUGGAAAAGGUGGCGCCUUAGAAACCGCAAGACGAAUAUUUGAUGAAAUGCCCGAGAGAAAUGUCGUCACUUGGACUGCGAUGAUCGGGGCGUUAGCCCAAAAUGGGCAUACUGAAGAGGCUUUAUCUUUAUUUCAUUCAAUGCUGGAUGGGAGAGUUAGGCCCAACAGAGCAACGUUCUUGAACGUGAUGUCCUGUGUCUCUAAAGCUGAAGAGGCUGAUGACUUGUAUAAGCUUAUUGCCAGACAGGGUCUGCACUCUGAUGUGUUUGUUCAGAAUGCAAUGGUUGGAAUGUACUCGAGGUGUGGAAAGAUUGAAUUUGCUCGGCAUUUGUUUGAUGGGAUCGUUGAGAAGGAUUUGGCAUCAUGGAGCUCAAUGAUUGAAGGUUAUGCUCGAGCUGAUAUGUUCGAUGAAGCUUUGAAGCUAUUUAGAAAAAUGAAGCUAGGUGGAAUUCUUCUGGACCAUGUGAUUCUUCUUGGCAUCAUUCGUGCUUGUUCGAAUUCAUUGUUGGCUUCUCUUCAGCAUGCUCGAUUUAUUCAUGGAUUUGUUGUCAGGAACUUGUUGGAUCAAAAUUUGAUGGUGCAAACAGCUUUGAUUGAUCUAUAUGUGAAGCAUGGGAGCCUAAGAAAUGCUCGUAGAAUAUUUGAUCAGAUGCAAGAGAAAAAUUUGGUCUCAUGGAGUACAAUGAUCUCUGGGUAUGGAAUGCAUGGGAGGGGAGAGGAUGCGCUCAGACUCUUUAGCUGUAUGAAGGGGUCUGUUAAACCAGACCAUAUUGUGUUUGUCUCGGUUCUCUCAGCAUGCAGCCAUGCAGGAUUAAUUGACAAAGGAUGGCAAUGCUUUAAUUCCAUGAUGACAGAAUUUGGCAUCGUUCCUCGAGCUGAGCACUAUGCAUGUAUGGUUGAUCUCUUGGGCCGAGCUGGGCAGCUGAAAGAGGCUCGAGAGUUUAUAGAGCGUAUGCCAAUAAAGCCAGAUUCCAGUGUGUGGGGAUCCUUGCUCGGUGCAUGUAGGAUACAUCCAAAUGCAGAGAUUGCAGAAUUGGCAGCAAAAUCUCUUUUUAAAUUGGAGCCAGAGAACUCAGGCCGUUACAUUUUAUUGUCGAAUAUCUACACUUCAUUGGGAAAGAUUGAAGAAGCUCAUCGAAUCAGAGCUCUGAUGAGAUGGAGAGGAGUGAGGAAAAUAGCUGGCUACACUAUUAUAGUAGUGAAGAACAAGGUUUACAAGUUCCUUGUUGGGGAUCGGAUGAAUCCACAAUCGGAUUUGAUUUAUAAAGAGCUAGAAAAAUUGAUGGAUAGGAUUCGCAUGAUAGGGUAUGUGCCAAAUACCAACUUUGCAUUGCAUGAUGUGGAAGAAGAGACAAAAGAGAAGUCACUAUAUGUGCACAGUGAGAAACUUGCAAUUGUUUUUGGGCUUUUGAACUCAGGACCUGGAUGUGUGAUUCAGAUCCAUAAGAAUCUGAGGGUUUGUGGGGACUGUCAUACUGCCACCAAGUUCAUCUCUAAAAUCACAGGGAGGGAAAUUGUGGUUAGAGAUUCUCAUAGGUUUCACCAUUUCAGUGAUGGGGUUUGUUCUUGUGGGGAUUAUUGGUGAAGAAUCCUGUAUGUGCUGUAAUUAUCUUGCCCUAGGUGGAGAACUAUAUUGCAGCAUCAAAUUUUGAUGUGAAGAGACAGAAUGCAGAAUUUCAAAUUUCUUUUCCAACUUAGAAGUUCAACGAAUGGUCACAGGGACUGAUAAAUUGAAGCAAGCUGCCACUAAAGAGAUACACACCUGAAGUAAAGAGCAUGGUAAGAAAGGUCACAAAUUAAUCCAAUUGGAAGCUUUUGAUUUAAAUUGCAGUGUGCACUCAUGGUUUCUGAACCUCAAUCCAUCCCUGAGUAUAUCAAUUGGUGUGUCAAGUGGUGAUUGAUGAAUCUUUUUCAUGAAUGAUGGGAUUAAGGAGAUGAAUCUGGAAUCAUAUUUCUAUACAUCUCUCAUCAGCAGGUAUAUCUUCUCUUUAAAAUGUGAUCCAGUAGAAACAUCUAAAGCUAUGAUUUGCAGCUGGGCUAUUUCACAAAUUGUGUUCCUGGGUGACUUCUUUACAUCAGAAUGUUAUUGUUUCAAUGGAGGAAGAUCUGUUGAGCAUCUUCCUCAUGUCACUCAUGGAUGCUUAUGUGGAAAUUGGCUCAUUAGAUGGAAGAAGGUUUGGUGAAAGGACAUAAAGUAUUUAUGUCCUACUUCGUUUUGGUCCUGCAGCUGCUGGAAAUUCUUACCAAUUCUUGAGUUAACCUCAAAGUAAAGAUUGGGUGCCAUAGCUGAACUGUUUCAGGAAAACUGGAAAAAAUCAUAAAGGUGAUUUCUUGGUUGCAGAUUUCUCAUCAUUGAUCGGAUGUCAAGUAAGACAGAGGAUAACACGUGUAUUUCCACUGAUGAUCGAUUUUGAAGCAGUUGCAAUGCUGAAUCUCUAUGACAUCCAAUGUCAAACCAAAGCAAGAAGCAAACUUUAUUUGCUUCAAGUGCAAGGCACCCACUGGGAGAUGGCAAAUGCAUCACUACAUGUCCCUUUCAGCAAGAUAUUCAACAAGAUCUACUGCCAUCAAGUUACUAAUUGCCAUAAUACUGAAGAUCUCGCCAUGAAGCAGUGCAUCAGGACAUCUAGGUGACAUCUGAUGAGAAUCAUCGCAAAAUCACCUUGGAGCACAAGGGCCUGGAUCCAUGAUUAUCUUUGCUCUGAAGUAUGUCUUAAAGUUCGUGAUGUAUUGCAUUUCAAGUAGCUGAGAUGCCAAUUAUGUUCAUAGUAUGAAUUAGAUUAUAUAUUGGAAUAA